This is a messenger RNA of Pelodiscus sinensis (Chinese soft-shelled turtle), 5034 nucleotides long. The record is from RefSeq and is a predicted model, not a curated record. Lineage: Eukaryota; Metazoa; Chordata; Testudines; Trionychidae.
CCUCCUGCACCCGCCCCAUCCCUGCACUCCAACUUCCUCCCCCAGGUCACAAUCCAAACGCUUCUGCACCCCCGGUCCCAGCUCACAACUCCCUCCAAGACCCUGUACCCCCUGCUCUGGGCCAAAAUCGUCCCCUGCACCCAUACCCCAUCCCUGACCCUACACCCCAAUCCCCUGUCCCAGGUCACAACCCCCUCCUUCAUCCAAACUCCCUCUUAGGCUUCACACAGUGCCCUGCGCCCUUCUGUACCCAACCUCCAUUCUAGACCUCCACACUUCCACAGAAGAGUUCGGCUCUUGACCACUUACCAAACUCUUAAUGGCCCCCCACCAAAAAUUGUUAACCUCCCAUCUUUUAACUCAGGGAUGGGCAUCUAAAGUAGUGAUUUCAGUGACUAAGCAAGACAGAUGUCACUGUACUUAAAUCUUGGUGAGAAAACAUGUAAUUCACUUUGGAGUAGAGGGGAAUUCUGUACUUUUGUCAGAAUUCAGCAUAGUACCUGUGACCAACUGAAUUUAUUUGCUAAAUAUGCACUUUUUAAAUUAUUCUGUAGAAUGAAAGCACUACUACUUUCCUGCCAUAUAUCAUGGCCUCUUCCUACAAAUCUCAUGCAUUAUUUCAAUCAGAUGGUGCUUAUACAUAAUGGAUACUACUUUGUGUGCUGAAGAAAAUGUAAUUUUCCAUAUUAAUGGGUGUCUCUAGUGCUUAUGCCGUUAUUGAUGGUUAUUUUUUUUUAAACAAACAUUGAAAUUAGUCACCCUCCCUCACUUGAGGCAGUGAAAAAGUGUAUAAACUACAUAGAAUAAAUUCCUUGGUAUGUCUAUACAUUUUCCAUUCUUGAUGUGUCCUGAGAGAACUCCCUCAUCCUCAAGUCUCUUAAUCAGACAUCCAUUAGCCAGAUGGGGAGAUGACAAUUCUUGCUCUAAAUCAGUCAGCCCUGCUCCCAGUGUGUUGGAAGAGCUUUUUUUGAUAAAUGCUCCCUUUUCUUUGCUUCCCUGAGGCUGUGUGCAUUGCCUCCACAGCAAUUGCAACCUUAAUCUGACAAGGAAGCAAAGGUUAAAUACUGUACUUGAAUCCAUAUCUCCCACACAUCAAAGCAAAAUAUUGGUGUUAGGCCACUGAAUUGCCCCAAACAAAGUGGAAUGUUCAGUUUAUUUUUUAAUAUCUAUAUACUAGUCCUCUCAUAGCUCUGAUUUUUACAGUCCCUACUCAGGAGAGAUUCCUGUGGAAUCACUGUCAAAUACCUCAAGAUUUUAUUCUGGUUUUGUGAUGGAAGAUGAGUUGGACUUUUUUUUCCAGAAGUCUGUAAAUGUGUGUCAUUGCCUCAUAAAUCAAGUCUGGAUAAAUUGGACACAGAAACCUGACAUUAAAUAGAGCUUCUCAGGCAUGAUUUAAAGUAAAAGCAGUUGCCAAAGUACAGUAAUGUUAGAGGAGGAGCUAUAAGAAUCUUGUAUAUUACUUAGAUCUAUGGUUUGUGUUUUAAAAAAUUAUAUAUAAUUUUGAGGAUUCUAAGUAAAUAUGCUGUAUUCUGAACACUAAGUUGACUUAACUUUAUUUGUGAAAGUUAUAAAAAAGCACUAACAUCUUUCUAGCCCUAACAAAAAUAUUUAAGAAAAAAAGCUAUUGACCUUUUACCAUAGUUACUCAGCUUCAGGAUUGCAACUUUAGGAUUGCUCAACUAGCUUAGAAACACAAUAUUUUGAUAUAUGUAAAGGACACAGUGCACUUUAAAAGACCAGAAUCAUUUAAACAAAGGGGGUGGAGCAGGGACCUUAAGAGUAAAUAUUUGUGGAGGUAAUAAAUAAGGAAAAGAUCCCUCUCAAAACCAGUUGCUCAUCUGCCUCUCAAACCAGAUACUUCAGUCUCCUUUGUCUUGCUGCAUGUUGGGUUGAAAUCAUAAAGGUUUGAAGCUAAUGGACUGAUUCCUGGUGUCACUAAUUUGCUAAACGUUCUUUUUCUUUUCUUUCCUGCUCUCUGCUUGGCUGCGAUCUUCACCCAUAGGAAUCUGACUUCCAAAGGUUACUGAUAUUUUAGCUUUUACUCUAAAUCUGAGCUAUCUAAGCUUCAUUUACUAUUGUUUCCUUGAAUGUACUGCCACUUACUGCUGCUUCUGCUCUUGCCUUCUUCAGAGAUCCAAGAUUCUCUGAACCCAAAGGAUAGAGAAACUUUUUUUUAAACUGUCCACUAUGAAACUUAGACAAGAAGUAUGUGCCAUUUUCUUGCUCCCUGUGUACUUCUUAAUAUCUGUGUACAGUGCCCUUGUAUUUAUUCCAUGGUAUUUUCUUACUAAUGUGAAGAAGAAAAAGACUAUGGCAAAACGCUUAAAAGCAAAACCCAUCUCCGACAACCCUGGAAGUCCAUACCGUGCUGUUACUCACCUUGAGUCACUAGCAACCAUAGACACCCCUGGAGCGGACACUUUGGACAAGUUGUUUGACCAUGCUGUAGCAAAGUUUGGGAAGAAGGACUGCCUUGGGACCAGAGAAAUACUGAGUGAAGAGAAUGAAAUGCAACCUAAUGGAAAAGUAUUUAAAAAGUUAAUCCUAGGAAACUAUAGAUGGUUGAACUAUGAAGAAGUUAAUCAGAGAGUGAAUAAUUUUGGGAGAGGGCUAACUGCGCAAGGACUAAAGCCGAAAAGUACCAUUGCCAUAUUCUGUGAGACCCGAGCAGAGUGGAUGAUUGCAGCACAAACCUGCUUGAAAUACAACUUUCCUCUUGUUACUUUAUAUGCCACGCUUGGUGAAGAGGCAGUAACCUAUGGGCUGAAUGAAUCUGGAGUAUCAUAUCUAAUCACUAGUGUAGAACUUCUAGAUAGUAAACUUAAGACUACAUUGUCAGAAAUCCCAUUUCUCAAACAUAUCAUUUAUGUGGAUAAGAAGACUAUCAAUAAAUCUGAAUACCCUGAAGGACUAGAGAUUCAUAGUAUGCAGACAGUAGAAGAAUUAGGAGCCAAACCAGAAAAUUUAGAUAUCUUUCCAAGCACACCUGUACCCACAGACCUGGCUUUAGUAAUGUAUACUAGUGGAUCUACUGGGAGACCUAAAGGAGUGAUGAUGAUGCAUAAGAACUUGAUAGCUGGAAUGACAGGCCAGUGUGAGAGAAUACCUGGACUAGGACCCAGGGACACUUACGUUGGCUACUUGCCUCUAGCUCAUGUAUUAGAAUUGACAGCAGAAAUUUCCUGCGUUACGUAUGGCUGCAGGAUUGGAUAUUCCUCUCCACUCACCCUAUCGGACCAGUCAAGUAAAAUUAAGAAAGGAAGUAAAGGAGACUGUACUGUACUGAAGCCAACACUCAUAGCAGCUGUGCCUGAAAUAAUGGACCGAAUUUACAAGAACGUCAUGAGUAAAGUCCAAGAGAUGAACUAUAUUCAGAGAACUCUAUUCAAGAUCGGUUAUGACUAUAAACUAGAACAGAUCAAAAGAGGUUAUGAUGCACCUCUGUGUAAUAUACUGCUGUUUAAAAAGGUAAAAGCAUUGCUAGGAGGAAAUGUGCGUAUGAUGCUUUCUGGAGGAGCACCCCUUUCGCCUCAGACACAGAGGUUCAUGAAUAUUUGUUUCUGCUGUCCUGUGGGCCAGGGUUAUGGGUUAACCGAAACCUGUGGAGCUGGAACAAUUACUGAAGUUUCUGACUAUAGCACUGGCAGAGUUGGGGCUCCUCUUAUUUGCUGUGAAAUUAAAUUGAGAGACUGGCAAGAAGGGGGCUAUACUUGCAGAGACGAGCCUAAUCCGAGAGGAGAGAUUAUAAUAGGGGGACCUAAUGUGUCUAUGGGAUACUUUAAAAGUGAGGAAAAGACAGAAGAUUUUUCUGUGGAUGAAAAUGGUCAGAGAUGGUUUUGUACUGGAGAUAUUGGAGAAUUUCAUCCUGAUGGGUGUCUGCAGAUCAUAGAUCGUAAAAAAGAUUUGGUAAAGUUGCAAGCAGGAGAAUAUGUAUCUCUGGGUAAAGUAGAGGCAGCCCUUAAGAACUGUCCACUUAUUGACAAUAUCUGUGCUUAUGCCAAAAGUGAUCAGUCUUAUGUAAUCAGUUUUGUGGUUCCUAAUCAGAAGAAGCUGACUGUAUUAGCUGAACAGAAAGGUGUUCAGGGAACUUGGGUGGAAAUCUGUAACAAUCCUAUCAUGGAGGCUGAGAUAUUGCAAGAGAUUAAAGAGGUGGCAGAUAAGAUGAAAUUAGAAAGAUUUGAAAUACCAAUCAAAGUACGAUUAAGCCCUGAACCAUGGACCCCAGAGACUGGUUUAGUAACAGAUGCUUUCAAAUUGAAAAGGAAAGAGUUAAAGAACCAUUACCUCAAUGAUAUCGAGCGAAUGUAUGGAGGCAAAUGAACUUCUGAGCUACAUUGAUUAAAAAGUUGUGCAGAAAGUUCCUUCGUAUACCCUACAGAACAGAACUCAAGCCUCAAAAUAUUGGACAUCAUUGUAUACACAACAUGUAGUUCAGACAGUACAUGAAAUCACUGAAGACCACCUUAACCUGUAAAGCCAAGAGCUGAGGGGAAAAACACUUACUGAACCAAACUUCCUAGCUGCUAGCAAAACAUAUUUAUCCUCUUUAAACAAUUUCAUUUGAUCACCUCCACUUUGGAGUUAGACGUGAUCAUGUGAAGCAGUGUGACUUGAUAAACUGAUUUCCACAGUUGCUUCUAUAUCACAUUCUACCUGCUUUCCCAUCUGUUCUUUUCUAUUUCCCCAUCUGAUAAUUCCUACAUCAGAGAAAGGUACUUGGUAAGGAGAAAAAAAAUAAACGUAUUUAAUGUUUGAACUUCUUAGUGCAGAACAUGAACAUGAACUGGGAAGACUUUAAAUACCAAACAUUGUAGCUUUCUCAAAAGUGUUGGUUUAAAGUCAUAUCUCAGGUUGUAUCCUAUAUUAAAUGAAAAAUAGUUUAACUUGAUACUGAUCUGUUAAUCAUAUUUACCUAAAAGGCCAGUACAGAUACAUAAAGCUCUUCUUUUAUAAUUUAAAGAAAAGAAAUCUGAGGUGGUUGCACUGCAUUUAGGUCCAGUUCUGCUUUGGCCCCUUUGUAUUCAGAAGCUGAAA